UUGACGCGCAUCGUCAGCCGUGUUUUGUUAGCCGUGCGCGCCCAGAGUGUGCGCUACACUUGUGUGUAUCCGCCCGGUCCCAAAAUGCGUUGAAACAAAGGCUGCGUUGUGUGAAAAGUGUUUUGUAAAGUAGUGAGCAGUGAAUGCAAGGUAUUAAAACAGUUAUUUCAUAAUCGCAAUAGCAACUACUAUUAUUGUUGUUAUAACAAAAGGUGGCAAAAGGAAGAAGAAUACAAAACAAGAAACAAAAAAUAGCAAGCAGGCGGCCAUAAAUACAUAAUAAUACAAAUAAAAAGGAAAAAACAAAAGCAAGAGCAAGAGCAAGAGGCCGACAAUACAGUAAUAAUAAUAACAACAAUUAAAUAAAAUGCGAAAUCAUAAAGAAAGCGGAAAUCGCCAGCAAUUCGUUCGCAUGCAAGGGCCAGCUAUGGAGGCAAUGGCACUCGAAACGUCAGCGACAACCUCAAAAUCGGCUAUAGCAGCAACAACAGCAGCAGCAGCAGUAGCAGCAGCAGCAGCCACAAUAGCAACAACAAGAAUAUCACCCAUAAUGGCGACAUCAAUGAUGCCCAACGCACUUGAGGCAAAUGCAACAAAAACUCUGCCUGUUAAAGUGGAGCCCACAACAGCCGCAACAAUCGCAACAACAGCAACUGUUGCCACAAGCAUGCUGGACAACAAUAAUGACAAUACCAAUGGCAACAGCAACAGCAUCAGCAACAGCCACAGCAAAACCAACAACAACAAUAAUAUUAACAAUAACAUGGCAACAUUGCAGGCUGACAAAGCAACAAAACUCAUGCCACUGCCACACAAAUCCUCCACAAUUUCCGCUGCCAAGGAUAACAACGGCAACCAAAACAGCAACAGCAACAACAACGCACUCGCCUACUUGCCACCACGCCGCCAUCAAUUCACGCCCAUGUCCGAUGCGAGCAAUGCGAGCUUCAGUUCCGCAUCGGUCGCCGGUUCCAUACAGGAUGACAUACACGAUCAGUGCGGACUGACGCAGGCCGGUCUUGAGGAAUACAAUAUACGCGCCUCGUCCUAUUACGAUCAGACGUUCCAUCAUCAGAAGCAGGCUUCGUACGCACAGUCCGAAGGCUAUCACAGUUAUGUGUCCAGUUCUGAUUCGACGUCGACGACGCCAUUCUUGGACAAAUUACGUCAGGAGAGCGACCUGUUGUCACGGCAGUCGCAUCAUUGGUCCGAGAACGAUCUCUCAUCAGUUUGCAGCAACUCCGUCGCACCCUCGCCCAUACCGCUGCUGAGCAGUCUGAAUGGACGGGAUACGAAUAGUCUUCAUCAUAACCACACGAGCCCGAUCAACCACAACAGUUCCGAGAGCACCUCAUCGACAGAGACUCUCAAAUGUUUGGGCUCAAUGAGUGAUGUGUCGGAAGCGAGUCAUGUCACCGGCUACAGUGCAAUCGCCGAAUCAGUCUCGUCCUCGCAACUAAUUGUGCACAGCUCGCGUGUACUGACGCCGAAGCGACACCACAGCGAGAGUGUGCUUUACCUCCACGACAACGACACGGCGCCUGGCGACAAUGUUGUAGCAACAAUGAUAGGGAAGCACGCGUCACAGAACUCAGACGAUGGUGGCAAUAGCAGUAGUGGCCAGCCACUGGCCAUGCGCGCCCAGCAUCGUCACAGUCCCAGCUAUCCGCCUGUGCACACAAGUAUGGUGCUGCACCACUUUCAGGCCUCGCAUCAGCCGCAAUCGCACAAGCUGACGCAGCUGAAGCGUCUCGAUGCCACACAAAGUUCCUUACCAGACAUUCAGCAUUCGAAUGCCGAAAGUCGCCUAACUCUGGGCCAGUCACAAUCAACGGGUGAUCUGCAACAGCAACAGCAGCAGCAGCAACAGCAACAGCAGUCGCAGUCGCAGCAACGAGCGUCGCAGAUACAGCAGCAGCAGCAGCAGCAGCACAAAUCAAGCAUUUCAGUAACUAUAUCAAGCAGUGAGGCGGUGGUAACCAUAGCACCACAGCCACCACCCAGUAAGCCGCAGCUAAGCAAGACGGAAGCUUUUAGCUGCAGUGCGCCAAAUGUGGCCAGCGUGGUGGAGACGCAGAGCCAGCCGUCUAAUGGCAACACGGACUCCUACCGCAGCAACCAUCGACUCUUUCCCGUCAGCACCUAUACCGAACCGGUGCACAACAACACCUCACAGUAUGUGCUGCAUCCGAAGCCGCAGUACAGUGCCGGACUGCCCAAGUCCUCAAAGCUGCCACAAACCAAAUUACCUGUGAUAACGCCCGCGGGCGCCGCUGUUCAGCCCACUUGGCACUCGGUGGCGGAACGCAUCAAUGACUUCGAGCGCAGCAGUGUUGGGGAUCUGUCCACUCCACCAGUAACGCCACCUGCGCAAAAAUAUAGCUAUUUGGAGCCCAGUAAGACGCAUCGCCUGUCAAAUCCUGCGCUGAAAGCGCUGCAAAAAAAUGCCGUGCAGUCCUACUUCGAACGGCAGCAGCACCAGCAGCAACAGCAAAAGGACAUUCUGCUCACAACAGCCGAGCAGCAGCUCUUGCGUAAUCACUCUUACCAAUCCCUGCAUGCUACUCGAGACAGUCUCGAGCACCACCAGCAACAGCAGCAGGCGUUGCGCAAGUCUUUGCCCAAUAACCUAGGCCCAAUGUUGGGUAUACCCACUACGGCGAGCUCACCCACGCAGCUGACACGCCUAGAUUGUAGCCUUAAGCCGCCGGUGCACGCUAAACCUCCGUCGCCGGCACCACCGCCGCCUCCACCCCGCUCCCGCUCGCUGCUUCCCAAUCUGCUGCGCCGCUCCUCAUCUGCCUCAGACUAUGCCGAGUUCCGUGAUCAAUAUCAACGUGCCUCACAGGACAAACUGCAGCAGCCAGCCAUCAAAAAUGUUGGAAGCGCCGAGAAACAGUCGUUCAACGAUUGCGGCAUGCCACCACCGCCGCCACCGCCACGUGGUCGUGUAAGUUUACCGACGCGCCGUACCUCAUCGGCCUCCGAAUAUGCGCCCAUGCGUGAGAAGAUGUUGCUGCAGCAUGUGGCGGCUCUGGCACACCAGCAACAUCAUCCGCAACAACAUGCUCAAGUCACGCGACAUGCCGCCUACUACCAGCAACCCCCACCUGUGGUUCCGGCAACCAGUAACUGGGUGCCUGAGCGGCCACCUAAGAAUCCCAACUUGCGCGUGCCAUCACCAGAAUUGCCACCGCCACCCACCAGCAAUGAACUGGAUACUAGCUACACCUUUGACGAGCCGCUGCCACCACCCCCACCACCAGAAGUGCUGCAGCCGAAGCCGCCCCCAUCUCCUAAUAGACGCAACAGUUUUGCAGGCGCUUCAACGCGUCGCUCCAACUACACACGUAACACAUCCUCGCCGGCGGAAGCACAGGCACCCGCACACUUGCCUAAGGUACCGCCUCUGGUGCCCAAGAAGCCGACCACUUUGCUACAGUCCUCGCGAAACUCGGCGCAGCCGCAAACCAACAAGGUGGCGCACAAACUGCUGCUCAAUGGCAGUAACGCCAAAUCGAUAACACCCACUAAAAACAUAACGAACAGUCGCAAGCGACCACACAAUCCGCCUCCCAUAAUGGAGCAUUCUCAGCUGGAGAAGAGCGGCGGUAGUGGCGGAGUAUUUUCGCCGCCACCAUUGCUGCCACGCGCUCGUCCCACGGCCGACAUUGUCAUCGCUAACAAUCUGGAGAGCAAUCAGCAGAAGCGAUCUAACUCCAAGGCAUCGUAUUUGCCCAGACAAAGCCUCGAGAAGCUCAACAACACGGAUCCAGAUCAUGGCAUAUAUAAGCUAACACUCACUUCAAAUGAGGAUCUGGUGGCACACAACAAGCCCAGCUAUGAGCUCCUACCCAGUGUGGGGGGUGGUGGCAAGUUGCCAAAUAAUUUGCCGGAUGUUCUGCCACUUGGAGUGAAGCUGCAACAGCAGCCAAAGCCAUUGCCCGGACAAGCCGGCUCACCCAAUGGACUGGUCAACGAAGUGCCGCUACGCUACGGUUCCAACAACAACCUCGCAACGAACUCGCCCACUAAUGCCACGCCCUACACGAUGAUCUACACAACAGCAGCCGCAUCGGCUUCCCAGCAUCAGAGGUACUCGUCGCCGGCACUAAGCGACUACAAGAGAAAGACGCCAUUUGGCCAUCUCCAGCACUACACACGAUCUCAGUCGUAUGACUUGAACCAGUCGGCGGGAAUCCCAAACAACAACCCCACUCAGUUCAUGUCCCAGUCACAUGUUGAUCUUAAGCAAACCGCCUAUGACCUCGAGACCACGCUGGAGGAGGUGCUGCCCGUUGUAUCGGAAACACCACCACGUCUCUCGCCCGCCCACUCCGACUGCAGUCUCAGUAGCGGCGGCGGUGGCGGAGGCAGUUCGCUAGACAGCUCUCCAGCUAGUGUUGAGCCACAUAUUUUCCGUGCUGAGCUGAUCAGCACAACACUGAGCACGCCACCUAAGCCGACGAUGAACCGCCAGGAAUCCUUGCGUGAGAACAUUGAAAAGAUUACACAGCUGCAGUCAAAACUAAUGUCGGCCCACCUAUGUGACUCUGGCAUACUCGGAGGCAGUUAUACAUCUGCGAAACAAGCUAAUCCCACCCCUCUGCAACCUUCCACAGUGGAACAUAUGGAGAAAUGCCUCAAAGACGAAUCCGCCGUUUCCCCUGGUGAAUUCUGUGAAGGUGCCGAGCCGAGCAACAACAAAAAUGAAGAGCUCAGCCCUCCUGUUACGCCCCUUUUGCAAAUGGAUGCAUCAACCGAUGGUCUGAAACUGGUGCAACGCAGCGAGAUUGUAUUGCGUGUCAAUCCCCCCAGCACUUGCGAAAUUGCCUGCCAGACGGACGAGCUACCGGACUUUGAUCUCGGACGUCUAUCACUGCACAACAACGUCCGCGACGAGCAGCAAACGCGCACCACCUUGCAGCCCCGUCAGCGUCAAACCAUCGAAGUCGACUACGAUAAUUUGGCCAAUGAGCUGCUACAGCUGCUCGCGCCCAACGACAAGCUCAUCGAAAUACUUACACCAAAAAUUUACAAGCCCACCACAGAGUACGUCAGCAAUCUGUAUAAUCCAAAUGUUCCGCUCCGACCUACGAAACGGGAUGUGGGCACCUCAACUCUGAUGCGCAUGAAGACAUCGACAACGUCGCCAACAACAGCGAUGUCAGAAAGCAAACUUAUUACAGUGGAGCUACAAUUGACGGACUUAGAUAGCGUGUUGCUGAAUGGCGCCUGUGACCCCGAAUGCACGAAUUUAAUCAAACAGAAACUGGAUGAGCUCAUAAAGCAAUUGAACCAAAAAAUUGCCGCCCUAAAGCGUGAGAAACAAACCAUAUCCGAGGAAUGUGGCGUCAAUGAAAAGGUGGGCACAGAUCUGCUGGCCAAACUCACGGAAAAGGUACGUCCCAGCGAAGCCUCCAAGUUCCGCACCUACAUCGAUGAUGUGGGCCACAUAACCAGUCUAUUGCUGUCGCUAUCAGAGCGUCUGGCUCAAACGGAGUGCAACUUAGAGUCGCGUGCCGCAUCGGGAUACAGCAGUGAACAAGAAAAGAUUACACUGGAAGCGAAACGUGAUCUUCUCUACGAGCAGCUCGAGGAGGCCAAGCGUUUGAAGGCUGAUAUCGAUCGACGUGGCAGCAGCAUCGCAACCCUCUUUGGCAAACAUCUCAGCGCCGAUGAGUGUGCCGACUACGAUUACUUUAUCAACAUGAAGGCCAAACUUAUUGCCGACGCCCGCGACCUGGCCGAUAAGAUCAAAUGCAGUGAAGAGCAGCUGGGCGCGCUCAGAGACGCGCUCGUCCAAAGCGAUUGCUAGUCUGGGUGCCCGAACACCGUUAAAUCCGCUGAAUUUUCCGUGCUGUCAACUUUAAGUUGAGAGCUGUGCGUGAGAAUUGGCGAUUGUCUGUUCUGGACAUUAGUCUGCAUUUCAUUCGCUCCAGAUUCGGCCCCAGAUGCGCUGAUUACUUUCGAAAUCUGUAAGCACGUGGAGCGUGUCACUCUAUUGGCGACGGCUUAGGUGUGUAGUAAACCAAUCGAUGUGCUUGAAUACAACCACUUAAUGUAUAAUAAAAAUGUAUGUUCAUUUGUGAUUUUCAACUAGCUUGUAGGCAAACCUAUGUAUCAACAUAUACUAGUAUCUGUAAGCAUUUUUAUAUAAUUGUCAAAGCAAAGAUAAAUAUAUCCAUAAAUAAAUAUAAAACUAUUCUGAAUAAA
This is a messenger RNA of Scaptodrosophila lebanonensis, 6216 nucleotides long. RefSeq names its product protein Shroom. The coding region runs from base 368 to 5818 and encodes 1816 amino acids. The transcript is spliced from 10 exons. Gene Ontology annotation, biological process: actin filament organization. Gene Ontology annotation, molecular function: actin filament binding. Lineage: Eukaryota; Metazoa; Arthropoda; Insecta; Diptera; Drosophilidae. Gene Ontology annotation, cellular component: cortical actin cytoskeleton; apical junction complex; apical plasma membrane. The record is from RefSeq and is a predicted model, not a curated record.